AUGGGGUUCGGCCACCUGCCUGUGCCCGGGGCGGCGCGCGCCGGUGGAGCUGCGCUGCCUCUAGUCGUCAACACCUGGGCGUUUCGGAAAGCGACGGAAACAGCAUGGUGUACCUUAAAGUCAGGAGGCUCUGAGCUGGAUGCAGUAGAGAGAGGCUGUGGUCAGUGUGAGAUUGAACAGUGUGAUGGAACUGUAGGGUUUGGAGGAAGUCCAGAUGAACACGGAGAAACAACAUUAGAUGCCAUGAUUAUGGACGGCAACACCAUGGAAGUUGGAGCAGUUGCAGAUCUCAGACGUAUAAAAAAUGCUAUUGGUGUGGCACGGAAAGUGAUUCAGCACACUAAGCACACGUUAUUAGUGGGCGAGUCAGCCUCAUUUUUUGCAGAAAGCAUGGGUUUUCAAUGUGAAGAUUUAACCACCCAGAAUUCUCUUUCAAUAUAUUUAAGGUGGCUUAAUCAAAGCUGUCAGCCAAACUACUGGAAGAACGUAAUACCAGAUGCUUCAAAAUCCUGUGGACCAUACAAACAGGCUAAACAAUUUAAUAGUGAAGAAUGGAUCAACUCACAGAGAAGAAUAAAUAUUCAUAAUCAUGAUACGAUUGGCAUGAUUGUAAUUGGUGCUUCUGGAAAUGUUGCAGUGGGGACAUCUACAAAUGGUGCAGUCCACAAAAUGCAAGGGUUAGUAUUUGUAACUCGAGAAAAAUGCAUAUGUUUAAAAAAAAUAAAAAAUGCAUCUGGGGCUGGAGCAUAUGCUGACAGUACAGCUGGAGGAGCUGCAGCCACUGGAGAUGGUGAUAUCAUGAUGCGCUUUUUACCCAGCUAUCAAGCAGUGGAGUAUAUGAGGACAGGAACAGAUCCAACUAUAGCUUGCCAAAAAGUUAUUUCCAGGAUCCAGAAGUAUGCUCCAUUCUUCUUUGGUGCUGUUAUAUGUGCCAACACUACUGGAAGCUAUGGUGCUGCCUGCAAUAAAGUUCCAGGAUUCACUCGUUUUCACUUCAUGGUCUAUAGCCCUAUGCUAAAUCAUUCAUCUGAACAAGUAGUAGACUGCAUUUAGUUCUUUCACUUUUUUUUUCUGUGCCAACUGCAUUUAUACUUAAAAGACCACGGAGAAAAAGAAAGCGGAAAAGGCUCACUGCCAUUUCCUUUUUUAUGGAUACGUGAGUACGUGGAGAAAGCAUCUCUCUCUCUCUCCUCGUUUUAACGUUUUUUGGUUUAUAAGCAUGCCACCAGUAUGUUACUAAACUUAAUCUUUUCUCAAUCUAGCAAACUAAUUUAAUAAUCUGGUGGGUUAUAUCCAAAUUCUGGUGGGCAGUUUGGUUUCAUCUACCAGAUGAAUAAAUGUAUCUAUUUUUAGAUUACACGAUAUUGCAUAGAGAUCAAAAAUAUCUAUUGAUGAUAAAGUGGGAUUUAAAUACUUUACUGAUGUAUAUGGGUGAUUAUGUUUUAAAAUGGAAAAUACCUUUUGGAAUCAGUCUCAAAAACUGAAAGUUUGCAUGACUUUUGUUUCAAGAAGAACUGGAAAGAACAAUUUCGUGGCUGAUCGGAGAGCAACAAAGUAAGUUGCUUCUUUUGUGGUGAUACAUCAUCAUUCUGUGAUGUUCAGUCACAGUAAUGCAGUGCAUUGCAAAUGAUAUCCUGAAAAGUCAGGAAGUUACUUUAUUUGUAUCUUUUUGUGACUCAGGUAUGCUAUAUCUUCCCUUCCUUUUUACUUUUACUUCUGGGAACAAAUGGAGAUGUUUCAAUCACAAAGUGUUGGGUAGGAUCCCAACAGCUGAUAGACUCAUUUUCAGACGAUGGUUUCCAUACUGUACUUCUCAUUUCAUUUCCUAUGUUGUGUUCUGUCAUUGAGGGCAGUGCUUCUGUGAUCAGCAUUCCAUUGUUGCCUAAGAUAUACAGAUUUCAGGUCUACAGGACAGAUCCAGAAGAACUGUGGGUGGAAUGACUUACUUUUCUGUAUUAAAUAUUCUACAAAAUGAAUUAUGGCUAGUGAAAUCUCUUCAUUUU
Messenger RNA from Pelodiscus sinensis (Chinese soft-shelled turtle), 2003 nucleotides. The record is from RefSeq and is a predicted model, not a curated record. Lineage: Eukaryota; Metazoa; Chordata; Testudines; Trionychidae.